Molecule: messenger RNA, 1011 nt
Organism: Aureobasidium pullulans EXF-150
Lineage: Eukaryota; Fungi; Ascomycota; Dothideomycetes; Dothideales; Saccotheciaceae
Product: alpha/beta-hydrolase
Exons: 1
Coding region: 1-1011 (336 amino acids)
Molecular function (GO): catalytic activity
Source: RefSeq, a predicted model, not a curated record
AUGGAUAGCCUGACCAAAAAGACUCUGGAUGUCUCGCGCUCCCUGACAUAUACCUACUAUACUCAUCCACCUUCACGACCAGAGAACCCCACAGUGCUGUGUAUUCAUGGCUUUCCUGACGAGGCCGCUGAGUGGGCGGACCUAGCUACUACUCACCUGAUUCCUGCUGGCUACGGCGUCAUCGCUGUUGACUGCCUCGGCUAUGCUGGAACAUCCAAGCCUCUCGACCCUGCCCUAUACGCUUUCGAACACAUGACCAAGGAUCUUGCAGAGAUUCUCGACAAUGAGAAGAUCCAGAAAGUUGUGUCUUUGGGCCAUGACUGGGGUUGUUCCUUCGCCCAGAGAUUCUACAACUAUCAUCCCGAUCGUGUCCUGGGACUCGUCAUGAUCAAUGUUGCCUACAAUGCCCCCGGAGACAAAGCCUUCGACUUGGAUGCAGCCAACGAGAUGAGCAAAAAGUUAUUCGGUUACGCUACUCAGCCUUACUGGUACCUGUUCUCAAGCGAAGAUGGUUAUAAGCUCCUCGACGAGCAUCUGGAAAGCUGCUUUACCGUUCUGCAUGGUCCUCCUGAGAGCUGGCUCGACACAACCUGCAAGUACGAUGGCCUCAAGGACUACCUGAUCGCGGACAAGAAACAGCAAACCGAGCCUUAUGCUACCGAAGAGAUGAUGAACGCCUUCAUAACUCGUUUCAAGCGUGACGGCUUUGCUGCGCCUACAUGUUGGUACAAAGCCAUUGUUGGUGGUCACCAAAACUUUGAAGCAAAGAAAGUCAAGGCUAUGGUCGUUGAGGUACCUUCAUUGUAUAUCGGAUUUGACAACGACAAAGUUUGCCGUCCAGAAUUGAUUAAUAUGGGCAUCAAGAACGGCUUCUUGCCGAAGCUCACAAAUGUGAAGCUUGAGGGCGGCCACUGGGGUCUCCUUGCCAAUGCAGACAAGUUUGGCAAGACUAUUGUGGAUUGGCUGAAGAAGGAAAUCGAUGUAUCGCGGGCCGAUAACUCCAGACUGUAG